UUUUACAGGUCCUUUCUCCCUCCCCUGUCCCGGAUCCGUCCGUUCCUCCGAUCGGUUCCAACUUCCAACCUCCGAUCCCAACGAGAAAGCCAACACUGACACCUGCCUGCUCGCUCGCGAGAGACGCGGCACGCGGAGACGUUGCAGCGAUCGAUCGCACGGAGGCCCGCUUGCAAAUGGUGGGGGCUGCUUUGUUGCGUGGGCGGCGGCAGCGGCGGCGGUGAUGGGCGCGGCGAGCUCCAGGCUUGAGAAGGCGCUGGGCGAGCAGUUCCCCGAGGGCGAGCGCUACUUCGGCCUCGAGAACUUCGGCAACACCUGCUACUGCAACAGCGUCCUCCAGGCGCUUUACUUUUGUGUUCCUUUCCGUGAGCAAUUACUGGAGUACUAUGCAAAUAAGAAAAGCACCGGAGAUGUCGAAGAUAAUAUGUUAACAUGCUUAGCUGACCUGUUCUUUCAGAUCAGCAACCAGAAGAAGAAAACUGGUGUUAUUGCUCCUAAACGUUUUAUACAACGUCUGAAGAAACAAAAUGAAAUUUUUCGCAGCUAUAUGCACCAGGAUGCUCAUGAAUUUCUGAAUUUUUUACUGAAUGAGCUAGUUGACAUUCUAGAGAGAGAAUCUAAAGUCGCUACAGAACUUUGUGAAAAUUCCUCUUUGAAAAAGGAUUCAAAUGGCCCUGUAAACAGCCAACUUAAUGGUACUAAAAAAGAACCACUUCCUACUUUAGUCCACAAAUGCUUCCAGGGCAUAUUGACUAAUGAAACAAGAUGUCUAAGAUGUGAAACUGUGACUGAUAGAGAUGAAACAUUUUUUGACCUGAGUCUGGAUAUUGAACAGAAUAGUUCAAUCACCAGCUGUCUUAAAAACUUCAGCUCAACUGAGACUUUGAAUGCUGAGGAUAUGUUCUUCUGUGACAAAUGCUGCAGUUUGCAAGAAGCACAGAAAAUAAUGAAGAUAAAGAAACCACCAAACAUUCUUGUAAUUCAUCUCAAGCGCUUCAAGUACAUUGAACAGCUUGGUCGCUACAAAAAGCUAUCAUAUCGGGUUGUUUUCCCUCUGGAGCUUAAACUUAUUAACACUGUUGACAACUCAGACUUGGAAUAUUCCCUUUUUGCUGUGCUAGUUCAUGUCGGAAGUGGGCCAAAUCAUGGCCACUAUAUCAGCUUAGUGAAGAGCUGCAACCACUGGUUAUUCUUUGAUGACGAGAAUGUUGAGAUGACUGAUGAGUCCAUGGUACAGACAUUCUUUGGCUCAGCACAAGAGUUCAGUGGUAACACUGAUAACGGCUACAUACUCUUCUAUGAAAGCCUUGCUGAAAAAAGUUGAUGCCUUUUCAUAUUUUGCAAUAGUUAUGCAGUCAUCAUUUUAUUACCACACUGUCUGCUCCUGACAUUAUAGAAGAUUUAGUUAAUUAGAAUAAGUUGAAUAAAAGGCAAUUCAAUUUUAGAUGUCAUUUAUGGAAUGUUUGGUAGAUAGUAAAAAAUGUGAAAGGUUCUGUGGAAGGUCUUGUUUUCUAUGUAUUUUCUGUUGUUUGGUUUAUGCGUACAGGUUGUAUCAAUCCUGGGAUAAUGUUUGUUUGAAGUUCAUCAUGUAUAAAAAAUAUGCUUGUGGAAGCCUUGUUUGGCUCUGGUAAAUUUUUGUUUAGAAACAUAAAGCU
Molecule: messenger RNA, 1655 nt
Organism: Oryza brachyantha (malo sina)
Lineage: Eukaryota; Viridiplantae; Streptophyta; Magnoliopsida; Poales; Poaceae
Product: ubiquitin carboxyl-terminal hydrolase 3-like
Exons: 6
Coding region: 224-1324 (366 amino acids)
Biological process (GO): protein deubiquitination
Cellular component (GO): nucleus; cytosol
Molecular function (GO): cysteine-type endopeptidase activity; cysteine-type deubiquitinase activity
Source: RefSeq, a predicted model, not a curated record